GUCCUACUUCUCCAGCAACUAUGCUGUCGUCUUCGUCAUGCUCAGCAUCUACAGCUUGCUGACCAACUUCCUGCUCCUCUUCGUCAUCAUCUUCGUCACCGGUGGUCUCUACGGUAUUGGGAAACUGGAAGGUCGUGAUCUGGAAUUGGGUGUCGCUCGUCUGAACACCUCUCAGCUCUACACUGGUCUGCUCGUCGUUGCGGUUCCCCUGGGUAUCUGGGCCUCUCCCAUCUCCACGGUCCUCUGGUUGAUUGGUGCCACUGGUGCGACGGUGUUCGGCCACGCCGCCCUCAUGGACAAGCCCAUCGAGAAUGCUUUUUCCGAGGAGGCGGUCUAAGUGGUCGGCCGCGAGCUCCUUACGAUACUAUGCCCCGAUGGGGAAGGCCACCGGGAGCACGACCGGGGGGAGUAAUCAGGGGACGGACGACGGCGGCAGCGACAGCACAGCGGAUGUGGGACGAAUUGCGAGUUGCGGAAAUCGACGAUGCGGAGGAGGAUAUCCACAAUGGAGUGCGGCGGAGUAGAAGGGGGCGUCAAAGGGUAUAUAACGACGAUCCGGACGAAACGGGGUCGGUGGAUGGAGUGGAAUAUGAUCUUUACGACGAUACGGAUAGCACCGUAGCUUACGCAGUUCAACUGGCGAUGCAGGAACGGGAGGACUGGCUGGUGGAAAAGGCAUUGGAACGGAUUCGGCGGGCACAUGUGUCUGGACAGAAUAACAUAUGGUUGUCGUCAGAGGAGCGGGAGGCAUUGGAUCGCAGACGAGCGCGCCAGACAAAUGGGAACGGUUCUAUGACAAGACAACGGGGUACAAUGAGCAGCCCAAACAAAGGAACGAAUAACAGGACUCGAACACGGCGUGGCUCUACUCACAACCGCCAGAGUUCUCAACAAACUCAUUCAUCUCCUGUGAUUUCCCUCGACUCCGACUCCGACGGUGACAAGAAGAACAAUGAUAAUGGAGAUGAGGUUCAGAUCAUCGAUGUGGUGCAGCGCCGAGUGCCGGUCAGCCCUACGACGCGGUCGAAGACGAGUGGACGUUCUCGUGGUCGUCGCUAGUUUCUUUUCUCUUUUAUUUCCCCCUUUUGAUUUGUUUAUUGGCUUUAUGUUCAUUAGUACUUAUUUCUAUUCCCCCCGAGUUGUGCCUCUUGCUUUCUCAUUGUUUGUGUUUUGUUUCUUUAGGGAAUCGUGGCUUACGGUAUUCCAAAAGCAUGCGGAGUUCUGAGUAUAGACUAGGAUACGCUAAUGGUUUU
Aspergillus ruber CBS 135680 is the source of this 1253-nucleotide messenger RNA. RefSeq lists its product as uncharacterized. The record is from RefSeq and is a predicted model, not a curated record. NCBI's taxonomy places the organism in Eukaryota, Fungi, Ascomycota, Eurotiomycetes, Eurotiales, Aspergillaceae. The transcript has a single exon. The coding region runs from base 367 to 1059 and encodes 230 amino acids.